Molecule: messenger RNA, 3538 nt
Organism: Pongo pygmaeus (Bornean orangutan)
Lineage: Eukaryota; Metazoa; Chordata; Mammalia; Primates; Hominidae
Gene: TGDS
Product: TDP-glucose 4,6-dehydratase
Exons: 13
Coding region: 107-1327 (406 amino acids)
Biological process (GO): nucleotide-sugar metabolic process
Molecular function (GO): dTDP-glucose 4,6-dehydratase activity
Source: RefSeq, a predicted model, not a curated record
GUUAACGUGUCCGGCGAGCGAGGCGCGUCGCAAAAGGUCGCGGCGGAACGUCCCUGCGCUUUUCAGACCAUACGCUUUACGGUACUAGGGAUUGCUGAGCUGGGAGAUGUCGGCGUCGGGUUGGGAGGAACCGUGGGGUCCUCCUGGCGGCUUUGCGAAGCGGGUCCUGGUGACCGGCGGUGCUGGUUUCAUUGCAUCACAUAUGAUUGUCUCUUUAGUGGAAGAUUAUCCAAACUAUAUGAUCAUAAAUCUAGACAAGCUGGAUUACUGUGCAAGCUUGAAGAAUCUUGAAACCAUUUCUAACAAACAGAACUACAAAUUUAUACAGGGUGACAUAUGUGAUUCUCACUUUGUGAAACUGCUUUUUGAAACAGAGAAAAUAGAUAUAGUACUACAUUUUGCCGCGCAAACACAUGUAGAUCUUUCAUUCGUACGUGCCUUUGAGUUUACCUAUGUUAAUGUUUAUGGCACUCACGUUUUGGUAAGCGCUGCUCAUGAAGCCAGAGUGGAGAAGUUUAUUUAUGUCAGCACAGAUGAAGUAUAUGGUGGCAGUCUUGAUAAGGAAUUUGAUGAAUCUUCACCCAAACAACCUACAAAUCCUUAUGCAUCAUCUAAAGCAGCUGCUGAAUGUUUUGUACAGUCUUACUGGGAACGAUAUAAGUUUCCAGUUGUUAUCACAAGAAGCAGUAAUGUUUAUGGACCACAUCAAUAUCCAGAAAAGGUUAUUCCCAAAUUUAUAUCUUUGCUACAGCACAACAGGAAAUGUUGCAUUCAUGGGUCAGGGCUUCAAACAAGAAACUUCCUUUAUGCUACUGAUGUUGUAGAAGCAUUUCUCACUGUCCUCAAAAAAGGGAAACCAGGUGAAAUUUAUAACAUCGGAACCAAUUUUGAAAUGUCAGUUGUCCAGCUUGCCAAAGAACUAAUACAACUGAUCAAAGAGACCAAUUCAGAGUCUGAAAUGGAAAAUUGGGUUGAUUAUGUUAAUGAUAGACCUACCAAUGACAUGAGAUACCCAAUGAAGUCAGAAAAAAUACAUGGCUUAGGAUGGAGACCUAAAGUGCCUUGGAAAGAAGGAAUAAAGAAAACAAGAAGUGGAAGCCCCCUUGUGUUAUCUCUACUUAAGUCGAUUUUGAAGAGCAAAAGAAGCAAUUCUAGUUCUUCAUCUUUUUCCCUUGGCUCCAAACGACAGGCAUAUCUCAUUUUAUUGUGCUUCACGUUAUUGUGCUUCGCAGAUGGAGUUUCGUUCUGUCACCCAGGCUGGAGUGCAGUGGCACGAUCGCCUUCCAGAUUCAAGCAAUUCUCCUGCCUCAGCCUCCCAAGUAGCUAGGAUUACAGGCAUCUGCCACCACGCCCAGCUAAUUUUUGGAUUUUUGGUAAAGACGGGGUUUCACCAGGAGAGACCAGGAGUGAGGCUGGUCUCUAACCCCUGACCUCAAGUGAUCCAUCUGCCUCAGCCUCCUAAAGUGCUGGAAUUACAGGUGUGAGCCACCGCGCCUGCCCCACAUUUCUUUAAGUCAAAGCCUAAUCCAGAGCCAGGCCCAACUCUUCAAUCGUGUGAAAGCUGAGAGAGGUGAGGAAGCCGCAGAAGAAAAGUUGGAAGCUAGCAGAGAUUGGUUCAUGAGACUCAAGGAAAGAAACUGUUUCUAUAACAAAAGUGCAUGGUGAGCAGCAAGGGCUGGUGGAGAAGUUGCGGCACAUUAUCCAGAAGAUCUAGCUAAGGUCACUGAUGAGAGUGGCUACACUAAACAACAGAUUUUCAAUGUAGACCAUAUAGCCUUCUGUUAGAAGAUGUCAUCUAGGCCGGGUGCAGUGGCUCGCGCCUGUAAUACCAGCACUUUGGGAGGCUAAGGUGGGUGGUUCAGCUGUCAGGAGUUUGAGACCAGCCUGGCCAUCAUAGUGAAGCCCUCUCUGUACUAAAAAUACAAACAAUUAGCUGGCGUGGUGGCGGGCACCUGUAAUCCCAGCUACUCGGGAGGCUGAGGCAGGAGAAUCACCUAAACCCAAGAGGCAGAGGUUGCAGUGAGCUGAGAUCACGCCAUUGCACUCCAGCCUGGGCAAUAAGAGCGAAACUCCAUCUCAAAGAAAAAAAAAAAAAAGAGGAAGAUGUCGUCUAGGACUUUCAUAGUUAGAGAAGAGAAGUCAAUGUCUGACUUCAGAGUUUCAGAGGACUCUCUUAAUGGGGUCUAAUGCAGCUGGUGACUGUAAGUUGAAGCCAAUACUCAUUGACCAUUCUGAAAAUCCUAAGGCCCUUAAGAAUUAUGCUAAAUCUACUCUGCCUGUGCUCUAGAAAUUAUACAACAAAGCCUAGAUGACUGAAAGAUUUCUUUCAAAAUAUUAUUGCUCAUUGACAAGGCACCUAGUUACCCAAGAAGUCUGAUAUAGAUGUACAAGGAUAUUAAUGUUUUCAUGCCUGCCAACACAACUUCCAUUCUGUACCUCAUGGGUCAAGGAGUAAUUUUGACUUUCAAGUCUUGUUAUUUAAGAAGUAGAUUUCAUAAGGCAAUAGCUGCCAUAGAUAGAGAUUCCUCUGAAGGAUCUGGGCAAAGUGAAUUGAAAACCUUCUGAAAAGAGUUCACCAUUCUAAAUGUCAUUAAGAACAUUCAUGAUUCAUGGGAGAAGGUCAAAAUAUAUUAACAGGAGUUUGAAAGAAGUGGAUUCCAACCCUCAUGGAUGACUUUGAGGGGUUCAGGACUUCAGUGGAGGAAGUAAGUAACUGCAGAUGUGGUGGAAAUAGCAAGAGAACUAGAUUUAGAAGUGGAGCCUGAGGAUGUGACUGAAUUGCUGCAAUCUCAUGAUCAAACUUCAAUGGAUGAGUAGUUGCUUUUUAUGGAUGAGCAAAAAAAAAAAAACAAAAAAAAAACGUAGUUUCUUGAGAUGGAACCUACUCCUGGUGAAAAUGCUGUGAGCGUUGCUGAAAUGACAACAAAGGAUUUAGAAUAUUACAUGAACUUAUUUGAUAAAACAGCAGCAGGGUUUGAGAGUAUUGACUCUAAUUUUGAAAGAAGUUCUACUGUGGGUAAAUACAAUCAAACAGAAUGGCCUGCUGUGGAGAAAUUUUUCACAAAAGAGAGUCAAUGCAGCAAACUUCAUUGUUAUCUUAUUUUAAGACAUUACCACAGCCACCUCAGUCUUCAGCAACCACUGAUAGAUCAGCAGCCAUCAACAUCAAGGCCAGACCUUCCAUUAUGACUCACUAAAGGCUCAGAUGAUUGUUAGCAUUUUUUAGCAAUAAAAUAUUUUAAUUAAGAUAUGUACAUUGAGUUUUUAGACAUAAUGCUAUUGCACACUUAACAGACUACAGUAUCAUGUAAACAUAACUUAAAUGUACUGGGAAACUAAAAUAUUUCUGUGACUCCCUUUAUUGCAAUAUUCACCUUAUUGCAGUGGUCUGGAACUGAACCCACAAUAUCUCCAAGGUAUGCCUGUUCUGGAAAGCUCUCCAAUUGCAUGUCUAGUAACAGCUCUAUACUCUGCCUAGUACCUCAUCUAUUGACUUGGAAUGAAAACAUUGCUGUCUUAAUGAAGAUUGUUGUGAGAA